AUGAUGAAAGCUACGCUUUUACCCCACGGAAUAUCCUGUCCGCGGCCCCUAGUGUACACCUCCAUUUUGGCAAAGAAGCUGGUCGCCAAGCAUCUGAACAGUGCUGCGACGUGCAUCGACAAGCCUCCCAUGCAGGGAAUGUUCAGCAGGACACUGUUCGUUACCCUCGCUGACGGCCGUAAGGUGGUUGUGCAAUUUCGUACCGAACCGCUCGACGUCGACGCGUUCAAGAUUGCCAAGGUGGCGCUAGGUUCAUUUGUCCCGGACGCUAAAGCUCUCGGCAAUGAAGAGUUAGAGAGCGCGGGUGCCUGGGCUUAUUCCCUCGCCCUCAAGAUGUGGCAGCGUGGAAUCGCAGGGAAGGGAGCCGAAGGGCGUAUUGCCGUCAACAACUAUGAGGCUGUCGAAACCAAGCUUCGACCGCACCUGGACGCCAUCUUGGUGUCGCCGUUGGAAGAUAUCCUCCCCUACAAAGCGACUGUCGAGAGCUUCGCCAAGAGGCUUGACGAGUUUGCCCAGCUCCCGCUGUGGGUUGCCCAUUACGAUCUCAACGGCGUGAACGUGCUCAUCAACGAGAAAUGCGAGGUUAACGCCUUGAUCGACUGGGAACUCUCCACCCCGCUGCCUUUCGGUGCCGGCUUUGGCCGCAUCCACACCAUUGCUGGUGAAUACACUGGAGGCGAGUUCUGGAUGCCGGAUGAAUUCGAGGUUGCGGAAAGGGGCUUUUGGACGGAACUGUUCGCUGCUGGAGAAGCGCAUUGA
This is a messenger RNA of Rhinocladiella mackenziei CBS 650.93, 759 nucleotides long. RefSeq lists its product as uncharacterized. Bases 1 to 759 code for a protein of 252 amino acids. Lineage: Eukaryota; Fungi; Ascomycota; Eurotiomycetes; Chaetothyriales; Herpotrichiellaceae. The transcript is spliced from 2 exons. The record is from RefSeq and is a predicted model, not a curated record.